Hibiscus syriacus is the source of this 424-nucleotide messenger RNA. Its product is annotated as protein GLUTAMINE DUMPER 4-like. Bases 80 to 397 code for a protein of 105 amino acids. The record is from RefSeq and is a predicted model, not a curated record. The transcript has a single exon. Gene Ontology annotation, biological process: regulation of amino acid export. NCBI's taxonomy places the organism in Eukaryota, Viridiplantae, Streptophyta, Magnoliopsida, Malvales, Malvaceae.
CACCAUUAAAACCAGUAAGAAAGAUAACAAAAUUCUCAACAGAUAAACCUCUGGUCAGCAUCGAGAGAGAGAGAGAGAGAUGAGGCCUGCAAGCAACUCGACGGCAGCGACUACCGGAGCGGUGUUCCGGCACUGGAACUCUCCCAUUCCGUACCUGUUCGGUGGAAUAGCAGCGAUGCUAGGACUCAUUGCGAUAGCGUUAGUCAUUCUAGCUUGUUCAUGCAAGGAAUCGUCGACGCACGAUCCCCAUGGCGAUGAAGCUGAAGAAAAGCCAGCCAAGCAAGGAGUGGCCGCCAUGCAACUUGAAAUGGAGCCCAAAAUCGUUGUGAUCAUGGCCGGUGAUGAAAACCCUACGUACAUCGCCAACCCCAUUCGCCAUGUUGAACAACAAGUUUGACAGCACUCGGUUGACUGCGAAAGGAGC